AUGCUUCAGGCGUUUGCAAAAUAUGGAGUUUGCCGUGUGGAAUGGCCGAUGAAAGACUCGCGUAAUGGGCAUGCAGAUCCAGGACGUCCGAAAGGGACCGGUUACGUAUAUAUGGUUCUCGAAUGUGAUGGAGCGGUGAAGAGUUUAUUGCAAGAUUGCACACGGGAAUCUGGAACAGCUGGUGAAUGGUAUUUUACAGUGGGCGAUGCUCGAAGAGUUAGUGAUAAUUUAUGA
Gongylonema pulchrum is the source of this 234-nucleotide messenger RNA. The record is from the annotation of a GenBank genome assembly. Lineage: Eukaryota; Metazoa; Nematoda; Chromadorea; Rhabditida; Gongylonematidae.